UUGGACGGACAGUCGAAAGCUGACGGGAUACACUCGAGCGGCAAACACUGGUGUGCGCGUAAAGUGUCUGCCUGUUAAAGCUGGUCUACCACACGGACGAUCACCGAGGAUAUCUGGGCUGUCUGUUGGGUAAAUAAAGAUCAGACGUCGCUCUUCAAAAACCCCACUGCGGCGCGCAAGAACAAGAGGAGCAGGGAUUGCCUUCUGCGAGUCAUAUUGUCUACAAGAGCUUGCUGGGACUAAAUAAAUCUCUAAACACCAUGAAACGCGGUCAGUCUGGGGGUAAGAUUUUCAGUUGCGUGAAUCCAAACGCAGAACGCUAUUGAUCGGAGGACAGACUGGGGCGACUGGAGGGGUAACAUUGCUGUCUGUUAACAUUCCCCCGUGUUUCAAGUUAUAUAAGCGGAGAAGAAGUAAGAUAAGAUUUUGUUUUUACAGCCGACACGCUGACUGUAUGGACUGAGUUUUCCGAGAGGUUGCACUCUGAAGAACCAACAACGUGUUUAUGGAUUGCUGCGCAGCGAGGAGCCCCGGGAGUUGUAGGCUACGCUCUUAUGCAUCGAUCAUGUUGAUACCUCGCUGUUGCUGUGAACUUUGAUUAGAUGUUUACGGGAAGAACUCAGUAAUUCCGAUAAACCAUUUAAAUAAAUACGCUCAAAUAAGCUCAGAUUGACCUCUGGAGGAAGUGGGAAGCGCCUGUUCGCCCUUCCUCGUUUUUUUCUCUCCCAAGACGUCAGCAGGAUCUCAGUCUCUCCUUCUGUGAUUUAAACAAAGAGCAAAGUGUUUGGGGAUAGCAUGGCAAUGGUAGUAAACCAGUGGCCAGAGAACAUUUCUGCAGAUCCGGGGUCUCAGCUCCAGAUAUGCAGCCAGGAGCCCGGCGGUGCACCGGGGACCCCCAACGGUUCCACCCCGGGGACUGACACACUUUCCGGGGACAAAAUCCCCAACGUGGACUGCAUGGUGUGCGGAGACAAGUCCAGUGGGAAGCAUUACGGUCAGUUCACCUGCGAGGGAUGCAAAAGCUUCUUUAAGCGCUCGGUGAGGCGGAACCUCUCGUACACCUGCCGGGGGAACCGAGACUGUCCCAUCGACCAGCACCACCGGAACCAGUGCCAGUACUGCCGCCUGAAGAAGUGCCUGAAGGUCGGCAUGAGAAGAGAGGGUAAGACUAUAGCUGUACAGCGAGGACGCACAUCGAACUCCCAGACCAGCCCGGGGCAGUACCUGACCAACGGCACCGACCCGUACAACGGCCAGCCGUACCUCUCCGGCUUCAUCUCUCUGUUGCUGCGCGCCGAGCCUUACCCCACCUCUCGCUACGGGGCCCAGUGCAUGCAGGGAAACAACCUGAUGGGCAUUGAGAACAUCUGCGAGCUGGCGGCCAGGCUGCUCUUCAGCGCCGUGGAGUGGGCCAAGAACAUCCCCUUCUUCCCCGACCUGCAGCUCAUGGAUCAGGUGGCUCUUUUGCGUAUGUCCUGGAGCGAGCUCUUUGUCCUGAACGCCGCCCAGUGCUCCAUGCCGCUCCACGUGGCCCCUCUGUUGGCAGCGGCAGGCCUGCACGCAUCGCCCAUGUCAGCGGAGCGCGUGGUGGCCUUCAUGGAUCACAUCCGGGUCUUCCAGGAGCAGGUGGAGAAGCUGAAGGCCCUGCAGGUCGACACGGCUGAAUACUCCUGCCUCAAGUCCAUCGUGCUCUUCACGUCUGAUGCAAUGGGGCUGUCAGAUGUUACACAUGUAGAGAGCAUCCAGGAAAAGUCCCAGUGUGCCCUGGAGGAGUAUGUAAGGAACCAGUACCCGAGCCAGCCGAACCGCUUCGGACGCCUCCUCCUCCGCCUGCCCUCCCUGCGCAUUGUCUCUUCUCCGGUCAUCGAGCAGCUGUUUUUCGUCCGCCUGGUUGGCAAGACACCCAUCGAGACGCUGCUCCGCGACAUGCUGCUCUCAGGCUCCAGCUACAACUGGCCGUACAUGCCCACCGUGCAGCGCGACCGGCCCAUCUCCCUCCACUACAACGAGAACGGGCCCUGAGGAGGACGGACAGGAAAAGCUGCGGGAGAAAUCAGGCUGAACGUCCGUCAAACUGGUCAUCCAUCCAUCCAUCCAUCCAUCCAUCCAUCCAUUCUCCGCGUUCAACUUCCUCUCCCAGCUUCUCCCUCACCAUUCCACUUAAAAAACCCAGACUGACGAUACCACCCGUUUCCCGGUUCCUCAAGCCAGCCAAUCAUUCAUGGCCAUUGCAGAGACUUGACGGCCCAUCAGCCAACAGUGCAGGCUACAUUUGAGAUGUGGCACGAGAUGGACAAGUUGGUAGAACGGGUUAUUGCGCAGUUCACUAGCAGGUCUGAUGGACUCACUUCAGAUGUCACUUGUCUCAAACCCCAUGAGAAAAGGGGGUAGCAAAAGACAACAUAUUUGCUUUGCUGUUGGUGCCUCAGUACGGUGAAUACUGAGUAAGGGCUUUGCCAAUGGGACUCUACAACCAAGAGCACAAGGCCUAUGUAUAUUCACACCUUUUUGAAAAGAAAGCCCGAAGCCAUUAAAAAAAAAAAGACAAAUGCCAAAAUGUCUUGGACUUUUGCAGAGGACAUGUUUUAUUGUGUGUUUGUAUUAGCACUGUUAAUAUGGAGAGAAAACUCAUGAUUGUGUCCAUAUGUACAGUAUAUCGUUGAUUCAUAGGCAUCUAUAGCAUAUUAGAGUUCAAUGGGAAAAGCUCAGGUUCAAAGGGUGGGUAGACAGACAUGCCAAUAUCAGUACAAAAACAAAAAGACAAACACAGUAAACAUUUACACUUAUCAGCAGCCUUUGCCAAAGCUGACAAUGCAUAUUGUUUGCAUUCUUUUGUGAUAGUGUUGGUAAUGAAAAUUGAAUUUUUUGUUUGUUUAUAAUUUGACUAUAUAAUUGUUUUGGGUCUCAGUGGGAAAGAAGGUGUUUGUAAAAAAGAAAAUAUACAAAUUAAAGCUUAUAGGCACUUGCAUAGUCAGAACCAACACUUAUUCACUCCUGUAAACAGCACUGGUAGAUUCUUGCUACCCAUUCGAUUGAUCUACCUUUUUUCAUAAUUCAAAAGGCCUAUUAAAACUCCUCACAUGUUGUUAUCACAGGAGGGACACAACUUCUCCUCAUUAUUGUUUUAUUGUCAUGAUUGUCAAUAGUGGUCCUUGGGGGGGAGCAUUUUACAAAACUAAACUAGCUGUACUUGGCUUAGAACAAAGAUUUUGUCACUGAGCAUUUAUCUUAUGACUGUGCCAUAAUCUCUCGUUACCUGUUAUAACAGGUAUUAUGUCCUGUCAGGGGAGGAAAUGAACUCACAUGAUGUACAAAUUGAUUAAUGUGCACAUUAAGUCAAAGCAAAGUGAUGCAAAAUGCCGAUAUUUUUUAAUGCAUCAAUAGAGAGAAAAGAUAGUUCUGCUUUAAUAUCAUCAGCACUUUGAUUUUUCAGGCCUCAUGCGAGUUCUUUUCCUCUUCUUGAUGAAAUUGUCAUGUAGGGAAAAAACCCUCGUCUCAUGUCAUUUGAGCUUAUCGUAACGAUACCGUAGAGAACCGUAUCACUAACCUCUGAAAACCUCAGUCUAUGUUACAAUAUUAUCCCAGUUGGACUUAUGACUGUGACUUAGCUUAGGACUAUUUUACGUUUUUUUUUUCUCUUCCCUUUGGUGGAAGCAAGUUUGUUUUGACAACCUGUCUCACAUUUCCAACAUGACACUGUGGUAUCAACUUUGGCAUUGGAAAAGCCAUCUGGGACCUGAGAAAGCUAUCUGUUGAUAAAUGAAUUCACAGAACGUUUGUUUUUAUCUGCUCUACUUUUGUUUGGAAAUAUGGAUUAUCCAAUAAUUGAAAUAAAAAUCUGUUGUUCACAGAA
Molecule: messenger RNA, 3853 nt
Organism: Trematomus bernacchii (emerald rockcod)
Lineage: Eukaryota; Metazoa; Chordata; Actinopteri; Perciformes; Nototheniidae
Gene: nr2f5
Product: nuclear receptor subfamily 2, group F, member 5
Exons: 4
Coding region: 796-2022 (408 amino acids)
Biological process (GO): cell differentiation; anatomical structure development; regulation of transcription by RNA polymerase II
Molecular function (GO): zinc ion binding; RNA polymerase II cis-regulatory region sequence-specific DNA binding; nuclear receptor activity
Source: RefSeq, a predicted model, not a curated record